AUGUUCGGCUGCAAUCAAUCACUCCUUAUACUCGGUACAAUUAUAUUCGGCCUGAAACUUAUUGCAGAAGUCAUCAUGGGCAGUCUCAUAUUCUAUCAUCUAAGAGUCGUACAACUUCCUCCCUCGUAUACCGGCUGCAUCCCAUUCAACAUCCAACCAUGGGCCUGGAUGUUCUGGAUACCCAAAGUCAUCUAUCAUACCGCAAUGUUUGUCAUCAUCCUUGUCAAGCUCGUGCGCGAGAUGCGAGAUGCAAACCCGACUCCACGUAUGAUGGUCCUGCUCCUUCGAGAUUCGGCCACAUAUUACAUUACCAUCACUUUUUCUGGCAUUCCUACCGACAGCUACCACGAUAUCCUCCAUCAUGAGCUACCGAAUGCUGGUGAGAAUGCAGCAUUUUAA
This is a messenger RNA of Fibroporia radiculosa, 399 nucleotides long. RefSeq lists its product as uncharacterized. The transcript is spliced from 4 exons. The coding region runs from base 1 to 399 and encodes 132 amino acids. The record is from RefSeq and is a predicted model, not a curated record. NCBI's taxonomy places the organism in Eukaryota, Fungi, Basidiomycota, Agaricomycetes, Polyporales, Fibroporiaceae.